Molecule: messenger RNA, 2888 nt
Organism: Amphimedon queenslandica
Lineage: Eukaryota; Metazoa; Porifera; Demospongiae; Haplosclerida; Niphatidae
Exons: 16
Source: RefSeq, a predicted model, not a curated record
GCAGCUGCCACUGCAAAGAAAUUCAAAAGCAUUGUUGAGUUUAUUGAAAAUCGGCAUCCAUCAGCAAUUAUGAAGCUUGUAAAUUUUGAUUUUGAUUCAAAUUCAAGUUAUAUCAAGCUUAGUGCUACUUUCCAUGAGAAAUCUGAACCUCAAUUACUGUCUAAAGAAACGAUUGAUAAUUAUAAUGAAGUCUGGCAUGACCCUCCAUUUUGCCAGAUAUCACUUUCUCCUGAUGCUGCUCAGUCCACGGUACAGUGCUCACUCUCACUUAAAAACGCAACUGAGCCAAUUCUUAAUUGUAAAGCACCCCAAACAUUGGAUAAAAAUUCAUACAUUGGAUUGAUAUAUUAUGAAUGGGAAAAAAAAGAGUUUUUAAUGACAUUUCUUGCUGGAAAAAAAUUGGCCAAAAUAGCUCAAUAUAUUGAGAAGUAUUGUCCACUGGCUGAGAUCAAUCAAUUGUUUUAUUUUUCUUUCAGUUCAUCUCAUGAUUUUAUUGAGCUAAAAUUUGAUUGUUCACAGGAUGAGUCUUGUAAAGGAUGGACUGUACAACCAUUAGUUGAACCAUGCAGAUUAUAUCAAAAUGAUAUUGAUGAAUUUAGCAAAACUGUUUCACCUGUUCCCCCAUGUUGUUCUGUAUCAGUCCGUGGAUCACCUGAUGCUAUUCCUACGCUACAUUACUCCAUACCACUGGUGGGUGUUGCUAAUCCUGUUACAUUAUGCAUUGAUAGAAAACUUCAGCUAGAAAAAGAUAUAUUAGAACUUUUUGCCAGUCAUGAUACUGAAAUUAGUUUGGAAGCUUUCAUAGAGAACAGAAGGAAGGUUCGGAGUUUCUUCCAAGGCUUAGCUCAUCAGAAUAAAGUAUUACUUAAUCAGGCACUGGUUGAGGCUGAUAAACAAGCUGCCGAUGAUAAAUUUGCAAUGAGUAAAAAAUUGGAAGAUGUUUCAAAAAAGAAAGAGAGUAUUACUGAGGAUAAUGAGAAACUGCAAGCUCAAGUUGCUGAUAUAGAAAAAGAAAUGGAAAAAAUAGAGGAAGAAAAGAGAAAAGUGGAGGAAGACUAUUUCAAGAUCAUUAAAGAUCUUAGAGCUAAAGUGUCUGAUAAUGAAUUGUAUACUGCCAAACUAAUGAAGGAAAGGGAGCAACUACAGGAGAGAGUCACAUCCUUAGAGAAACAAUCCAUAAAGGAGACUACAUGUAGUUCUCAAUUUAACUACAUGAUUCCUUCAAUGGAUAAAUUAAAAUGUCUGAGUGAUGCCCUGCAAGUAGCAGAGAGGCAGCUGUUCUUAAUUGAAGGAGACAAACCUCAACUGAUGAAUUUGAAGAAAUAUGGUCUAAGGAUUGGAGUACAAGAAGAAAGCCUAUUGUCCUCUGAGACAGGAGAAGUAGCAGUGGUUGCUCUUGCAGCUGCAAAAGGACAGUUCCAGUUUCCCGCUAAUACUGUCCUAGUCAGUGAUGUGUAUGCAGUAUCACUCUCAAAGCCUCUCCUCAAACAACUCAAGUUAGAGAUACAGUACUCCAUUGAUUUAACAGGACAACCAGAUUUUACUCAAUACUUAAAGUUUGCUAUAGCUCCCGUGAGCACACCCAGUCUUCCUUACCAGUUCUCAAUAGUUGAGGGAGGAGAGUUUAGCUCUUGUAGUGGGUACAGAUUCAUUCAAGUUAAUGAGCCCUGCUUAGUAUGUACACUGCAGGACAAAUCAACUAAUGGAGGAGCAUCAGUUAAUGGAGACACAGAGGAAAGAGAGGAGGAAAAGAAGGAACAACAACCACAUGAGAAGGAAGAAAAGCAAUUGCUACAAGGAAGCGAUUCCUUUUUGCUACAACAUGAGGAAGAAGGAAUUCAGCAGCAGCAGGUGGAAGAGCUGGAGGAUAUUGAGCAUGGAGACGUUCACCAAGAAGUGGAAGGAGACCAACCACAUCAAGAGAAAGAAAAUGAGGCAGAGGAAAAAGACAACAAGGAUCAGGAGGGGGAACAAGAUGAUGAGGAGGGAAAUAUAAAGGGAGGAGAUGAUGAUGAUGACAAAGUACAGUCCACUCAUGCAAGAAAAGUUGUAACAUAUGCUGGACUGGUGUAUUAUGAAGAAAAAGGUGUAGAGGACUUAGUGACAUUUGCAGUUGCUAAAGAUUUGAAUACUCUCUAUGAUUUUCUUAAAAGGAGCCAUGAAGAUGCCAUUUGUGGACCAAAUGUUUACUUUCAGUUUGAUGAUGGCAUGGAUUAUAUUGAAUUGUGUUUAAAUACUCCUCAAAAGGAAACACCCACUGGAUGGACUAUUCAACCUCAUGUUAAACCUUGCAGAUUGUAUCGUCAAGACAUCUAUAAAUUUCAUGAAGCUACAUGUCCUGUUCCUCCAUCUUGUCUGGUAUCAGUGCAUGCAUCACCUGGUGCUGAUCCUACACUACAUUACUCGGUACCAUUGAAGGGUGUGGCUGACCCUGUUACAUUAUUUAUUCAUGCAUCACGGAAACAGAGAAGCCCUCCUACUUUAACAGGUCCUACUACCUCUUCCUCUAAUACAAUUUUUGAAGCUAUUGCAGUAUCAUCCACUGGAGUUGCUAGCCCAUCAGCUACUGUUGAUGUUAAUAAAGUAAAGAAAGUUGUACAUGAUGUUAUUGUUGAUACACUCAAGUCACUAGAAGUGGAAGCCAUCCCUGAUCUUACAGAUCAGCUUGACAAGUUUAACCUCAUCAAUAGUGCAGUCAGAGAAAAUCCUUCAAUGGAUAAGUUUGUUUCAGAAUUCAAGGAUAUUCUUUCUUGCUUGAAAAGGUUACCUCAAGUGCAGGAGCACUGUCAAAAGUUCUUAAGCUCAUUCAUUGCAGUAAGAGGCAGUUAUGCUAAAGUAGCUGAAACUUUACAUGAGGACUGGACUGAAGCUAUUAGAAUACAAAUGGG